Messenger RNA from Oncorhynchus masou masou (cherry salmon), 5439 nucleotides. Its product is annotated as GRAM domain-containing protein 2B-like. The transcript is spliced from 12 exons. The record is from RefSeq and is a predicted model, not a curated record. NCBI's taxonomy places the organism in Eukaryota, Metazoa, Chordata, Actinopteri, Salmoniformes, Salmonidae. Bases 229 to 1215 code for a protein of 328 amino acids.
CUGGCUGGUAACAGGAGAAAACUGCCUCUCCCUCCAGCCAUCUAUCAGCUGCCUCUCUGUAGGCUAAAGCCAGGUAGCAGACUAGAAGGACAGGCUGGGUGUAUACUGCAACACGGUGGAGUACAGAGUUGCUACGUUUGAGAGUCGGUUUACAUAGUCAGUGCAAAUACCGUGUGGAGUAGAGAGGAGCUCAGUGGGAGUGGGAGAGACGCUUCACCACUCUAGACCAUGAACAUGGAGCAUCGGAGGUUCUCCCUCGACAGCUCAGUGUCCCUGAAGAAUGGUGGUGGAGGAGGCAGUCUGGGCCUGAGGAGAGGGAGCCGCAGUAAGAAGAGCAAAGACAAGCGGAAGAGUCUAGAGGAGGCCCAGCUGGAGAUCCCGGAGCUGGGACACAGCCUGAACAGGAGCAACUCUCUCAGGUCAGAGACCAUAGAGGAGGAGAGCUUCCACCCGCCUGAUGGCGCCGUUGCCAAAAAUAGUUUUGUGAAAUACAACAAAGCCUUCCACAAAUUCUUCCGAGACAUUCCCACAGAGGAGAAACUAACUCAUGUGUUCACCUGUGCCCUGCAGAAGGAGGUGUUGUAUCAUGGGAAGCUAUUUGUGUCUGUCAACUACGUAUGUUUUUACUCGUCCGUACUCCUCAAGGACACCAAGGUUGAGGUCCAUGUGUCCAGCGUAAAGGAAGUGAAGAAGCAGAACUCAGCCCUGUCUAUGCUCUCCAUCCGUACUACUGAUGGAAACAAGUAUUCGUUUGUGUCUUUGCGGAACCGGAGAGUGUGUUAUGAAAUCCUGCAGUCUGUGUGUUCACAAGCGCAGCUGGGGGAGCAGGUGGAGAAUGGCAACAGCAGUCCCCACUUCUCAGGAGAGAACGGCGUUGAUGGCGUGGAUCGGGAAAUAGACACAAUCUCCAGCAGUUCCAGCCGGGAGGACAGUGUGGAGCGGAGCGUUCCUAUAGAGGCCGUCUACUCUGACCUGCCCAGCAGCGCUGACUCGUGGGUUUGGAUCGUCACUGAAAGGGUUAAAACCCUCCUCCUUAUCAGAGAUAUGCGCAACCUCAAUGUCCUCCUAUCCAUCUGUCUGAUUCUGGCGGUGUUGCUAAUACUGUCAUCGGGGUACAUCGGUUUGCGGAUCAUAGCUCUGGAGGAGCAGCUGAGUUCUCUAGGGGCCCUGCCGGAGUUCUCCAUGCACCUCAGAGAGGAACAGGAAACAACCUGAAGAGACCUACAGCCAGGGAGGAUUGGCCAUUUGGAUAGUCUGGCAAAGACCAGACGGGCUGGACCAUUUUUUUGUUGGGUGGGCUGGUCGAAAAUUUACACUUUUUUUAAACACAGAAAAAGGUGACAUGGCCAGCGGCCUAUGAGCUUGUUAAGAUAGAAAUUGUUUAAAAAAUAAUUUAAAAAAUCUGUUAUGCUAAUAUACCUGGAGUAUACAAAACAUUAAGCUGGACCGGCCUGGUUUUCUGCUUGGCUGAGGUCACACAAACUCACAUUGAAAGUCAAACACAGCAUCAGCAAAUAUGACCUGCUUCAACUCUGACAUCAGUUAGACAGCCAAGAUCAUGGAUCAUAAGAAAAGGGUGCCUGUAAAUGUAGAAAGAGCAUAUUCUACAUUGUCACUUCACUGAAAAACAUCCUAAUUUGGGGACAGCUAAAGAAAUGAUCUUGCCAAACAGUGAAGUGCAUUAUCCUCAUGAUUCCUGUAAUGAAAGUGUCUUGCAUGUGCCCUCGCUGGGGCCUACUGCUGUGGUGAGCGAGCCACUCUCCUCUCCUUCCAUGCACUCGAGAGAAACAUUUAUUCUGAUCAUAUAACAUUUCAAAAUGAAAUUGCGGGAAGAAAACACAGCUUUGGAAGCUUCAUCCAAUUAUCCCUGUUGAAGAGAGGAGGGUUUCAGCUUUCUGUCGGUAUAAUCUUUAUUUCUCAACUCUCAUUAGCAACUAUUUUACAAUCAAGACAUUUUCUAUGGCUUUGAGAUAUGGAGUGGAGUGUGCUCAAAACAUGCACCAGCAUAGGCCUCAUGGGUAGUAGCCUACAACUGAACGGUUUUACGGUUGGAUGAAUACAUGGCUACUAGCAGUGGGUAUCACAGGCGGCUGGUGGCACCUUAAUUGUGGAAGACGGCUCAUAGUAAUGGCUACAACAGAGUUAAUGGAAUGGUAUCAAACACAUCAAAAACAUUGUUUCCAAGUGCUUGAUACCAUUCCAUUUACACCAUUCCAGCCAUCUUUGAGUCAUCCUCCCCUCACUAGCCUCCGGUGGUGGGUAAUAUAUUUAGAGUUUGAUCUAAUUAAUGUGUUUUGAGUUUCCACUUCCUCAGGUUGAACCACAAAUUAAUUAGCCUAUGAUUUUAGGUAGUGCACAUAAAACAUGUAAUUCAUCUUUCUGGAACAAAAAAAAAUGAAUAUGGAUAUUCUGGAAUCCUAUUUUGACAGUAAAAUAGCAACUAUAGUCUAAUUGUCAACCCAAAAUUCAUGUGCAAAUCCAGUGAUUGUCAUCAAAAUAUCUUGAAUCAUGCUUAGACAUGUUUCUUGAGCUAGUGGCGUGCGCAGUGGUGGGCCAAUGUGAAUAAAAUGGCAGAGGCAAAUUAUUUUCUCAGUCCUCCCCUGCCUACAGUAGGAAGACUAAAUACGAAGGCCACAGUACAACAAACUACAGUAUAUAAAGGGUCUCAAUUAAAAUGUAAUCUCAUGAGCUGGGCAAUUGUUAAUAUAUAUUUGUGGGUCCCCUGAUCAUUUGAGGAGACAGAUCUCUAAAACCUCAAAUAUGGAAAACCUUGACUUCACACAAAGCAGCUUUUUUUGUUUGUUGCUAGCCUAUAUUUCAUAGGAUAUAUUGUUUUGUUUGUUGCUAGCCUAUAUUUCAUAGGAUAUCUUUUUUUUUUUAAUCAGUCAGUCCACUCCUAAAAUCUAUUUGUUUUACAGCACUAUUCGUUGGUCUCAGCUUAACUGGUAAUGAAUAUGUUGUUCUCUUUGUAAAGGAAUAAUGUAAGUCAGAAGUGACUUUAAUCUGAAAUUUGCUGGCAAAUGAAAUUAUUUAAUGACAACUUUUACUUAAUAGAAUGACUCCAUGGCAUAUCUGUCAGUAGCACUAACAGGCCAGCAGGGGGCACUCUCCCCUCAAAACCAAGAGCAAUGAAACAGAAAUACUGUACACCAUGAUUAGUACUAUAUCAAUCAGUGUAGUAUACUUUCAAUGUAUACAAGUGUAUUUAAAAUAAGCUACCAAUAAGCCAUUCAAAAAAAAUAUUCAACACAGUUCUUGAAUGUCUGUAAAUAAAAAAUAUUUUGAUAGUUCAUACACAAGGCACUGUAAUUAGAGGCAAGAAAAAGUAUGUCAACCCUUUGAAGUUACCUGGAUUUCUGCAUAGAUUUUACAUAUUUGACAACAAUAGACAAACACAGUGUGCUUAAACUAAUAACAUUGUAUUUGAAUACAUAAUUUAAACAUUCAGUUUAUGUUGGGAGAAGUAUGUGAACCACUAGGCUAAUGACUUCUCCAAAAGCUAAUUGGAGUCAGCUUACCUGGAGUCCAUUCAAUGAGACGAGUUUGGAGAUGUUGGUUUAAGCUACCCUGCCCUAUAAAAAUCUCACAAAAUGAGAUUUUGAUAUUCACCAGAAGCAUUGCCUUAUGUGAACCAUGCCUCAAACAAAAGAGAUUUCAGAAGACCAAAGUUUGUUGACUUGCAUAAAGCUGGAAAAGGUUACAAAAGUAUCUCUAAAAGCCUUGAUGUUCAUCAGUCCACGGUAAGACCAACUCUAUAUAUGGAGAAAGUUCAGCACUGUUGCUACUCUCCCUAGGAGUGGUCAUCCUGCAAAGAUGACUGCAAGAGCACAGCGCAGAAAGCUCAAUGAGGUUAAGAAGAAUCCUAGAGUGUCAGCUAAAGACUUACAGAAACCUCUGGAAGAUGCUUAAAUCUCUGUUGACGAGUGUACAAUACAUAAAACACUAAACAAGGAUGAUGUUCAUGGGAGGACACCAUGGAAGAAGCCACAGCUGUCCAAAAACAACAACAUUGCUGUAUGUCUGAAGUUAGCAAAAGUAUACCUGGAUGUUCCACAGCGCUACUGGCUAAAUAUUCUGCGCAGAUUAAACUAAAGUUGAGUUGUUUGGAAGGAACACAACACUGUGGGAGAAAAAAAAGGCACAGCAACAUCAAAAUCCCCAACUGUAAAGUAUGGUGGAGGGACCAUCAUGGUGUGGGGCUGCCUCAGGGCCUGGACAACUUGCUAUCAGACGGAAAAAUGAAUUCCCAAGUUUAUCAAGACAUUUCGCAGAAGAAUGUAAGUCUAUCUGUCCGCCAAUUGAAGCUCAACAGAAGUUGGGUGAUGCAACAGGACAACAACCUAUUAGACAGAUGUAAAUCAACAACAAUGGCUUGAACAGAAGAAAAUACGCCUUCUGGAGUCGCCCAGUCAGCGCUGACCUCAAUCCGAUUGAGAUUUUAUUUAUUUAUUUCACCUUUAUUUAAUCAGGUAGGCAAGUUGCGAACAAGUUCUCAUUUACAAUUGCGACCUGGCCAAGAUAAAGCAAAGCAGUUCGACACAUACAACGACAGAGUUACACAUGGAGUAACAAACAUACAGCCAAUAAUACAGUAGAAACAAGUCUAUAUACGAUGUGAGAUAAGGGAGGUAAGGCAAAAAAAGGCCAUGGUGGCAAAGUAAAUACAAUAUAGCAAGUAAAACACUGGAAUGGUAGAUUUGCAAUGGAAGAAUGUGCAAAAUAGAAAUUUAAAUAAUGGGGUGCAAAGGAGCAAAAUAAAUAAAUAAAAUACAGUAGGGAAAGAGGUAGUUGUUUGGGCUAAAUUAUAGGCUAUGUACAGGUGCAGUAAUCUGUGAGUUGCUCUGACAGUUGGUGCUUAAAGCUAGUGAGGGAGAUAAGGGUUUCCAGUUUCAAAGAUUUUUGAGAUGCUGUGGCAUGACCUCAAGAGAGCGGGUCACACCAGACAUCCCAAGAAUAUUGUGGAACCGAAACAGUUUUGUAAAAAGGAAUGGUCCAAAAUUCCUCCUGACCGUUGUGCAGGUCUGAUCCGCAACUACAGAAAACAUUUGGUUGAGGUUAUUGCUGCCAAAGGAGGGUCAACCUGUUAUUAAAUUCAAGGGUUCACAUACUUUUUCCAACCUGCAAUGUGAAUGUUUACAUGGUAUGAUCAAUAAAGAGAUGAAGAAUUAUAAUUGUUUAAGCAGACUGUGUUUGUCUAUGGUUGUGACUUGAAGAUCAGAUACAAUUUUAUGACCAAUUUAUGCAGAAAUCCAGGUAAUUUUAAAGGGUUCAUACUUUCUUUCCAUUGUACUAAAUGGAUUCACAAAUUCUGUAAUUUGCUUUUACAACAGAAUCAACAACACAAGUUUAUAUUUUUGUACAUAAUUGUUUAUUGUUUUUCCACCAUUGUCAAUAAAAAGGUCAAGAUUCAGUCCCCUGAAUUAAUGACAUUACAUCAUA